GUGAUGGUGUUGCCCCCCAGCCCCUCAAAAGACCCCACUUUCCUUCUUGGGGGGGGCUUUUUAAGGGAGGAGGAUUGUUUGCUGCUACUCUGCGACCCCCCCCCCCAAUCCACCCUCCUCUGACCAAGCUUAGUAGGAAGGAAGCCAGCCAGGCCACACGCACCCCCUUCUAUUCAGUCAGCUUCCCCCCCACUCUUUUUCAUUACUCCCAAGGUGGGAAGCGCGCGUGGGAUCGCCGCCCCUUCUCUGCUCCGCUCCCUCCCCCGUUGCGCGCGUGCGCUUCGGAGCCAGCUCCCGCCGGGGGUCCUCUCCCAGCGCAAAGUGAGGGGUGUGUGUGUGUUUGUGUGCUUUUAACUUUCCGGAGGAGCGGGGUUAACAAGUCCUCGAGCCCCACCACUUCGAAAACAAAGCAAAGCAGCAGCAGCAGCUGAGCGGACGUGCCUGGGAGUUGGUGGACGCGGGGAGCUUGUGCGAGCGCCGACCUCGGAAGGCGUGUUUGCUCGGAAGUUCUAAAGGGCAGCUAAACCAUUGCAUAAGUUGAGCCACAUCUGGGCCAUGUCGUCUAUAUUACCGUUUACUCCACCUGUUGUGAAGAGACUGUUGGGAUGGAAGAAGUCUGCCACUGGUUCAGGAGGUGCUGGUGGGGGUGAGCAGAAUGGUCAGGAAGAAAAAUGGUGUGAGAAAGCAGUGAAAAGUUUGGUGAAGAAGCUCAAGAAGACAGGACAACUGGAUGAGCUUGAAAAAGCAAUCACCACUCAAAAUUGCAAUACAAAAUGUGUUACAAUACCAAGCACUUGCUCUGAAAUUUGGGGACUGAGUACACCAAACACGAUAGAUCAGUGGGAUACCACAGGCCUAUACAGCUUCUCUGAACAAACCAGGUCUCUUGAUGGCCGCCUGCAAGUAUCCCACCGUAAAGGAUUGCCACAUGUUAUUUACUGCCGUUUGUGGCGCUGGCCUGACCUUCACAGUCACCAUGAACUUAAGGCAAUUGAAAACUGUGAAUAUGCUUUUAAUCUUAAAAAGGACGAAGUAUGCGUAAACCCUUACCAUUACCAGAGAGUGGAGACUCCAGUUCUGCCUCCUGUCCUCGUACCACGACAUACAGAGAUCCUGACUGAACUUCCACAACUUGAUGACUAUACUCAUUCCAUUCCCGAAAACACUAACUUUCCAGCAGGAAUUGAACCACAGAGCAAUUACAUACCAGAAACACCACCGCCCGGCUAUAUCAGCGAAGAUGGAGAAACCAGUGACCAGCAGUUGAACCAAAGCAUGGAUACAGGAUCUCCAGCAGAGCUGUCUCCCAGUACACUCUCUCCUGUCAAUCACAGCCUGGACCUGCAGCCAGUUACCUACUCAGAGCCUGCUUUUUGGUGUUCUAUAGCAUAUUAUGAAUUAAAUCAGAGGGUGGGAGAAACCUUCCAUGCGUCACAGCCUUCACUUACUGUAGAUGGCUUUACGGAUCCAUCAAACUCUGAAAGAUUCUGCCUAGGCUUGCUCUCCAAUGUUAAUAGAAACGCCACUGUGGAGAUGACAAGAAGGCACAUAGGGAGGGGAGUGCGCCUGUAUUACAUUGGCGGAGAGGUUUUUGCUGAGUGCCUAAGCGAUAGCGCAAUCUUUGUUCAGAGCCCCAAUUGUAAUCAGAGAUAUGGCUGGCAUCCUGCAACCGUGUGCAAAAUCCCGCCAGGCUGCAACCUAAAGAUCUUUAAUAACCAGGAAUUUGCUGCUCUUUUGGCUCAGUCUGUAAAUCAGGGCUUUGAAGCAGUGUAUCAGCUAACCCGAAUGUGCACCAUAAGGAUGAGUUUUGUUAAAGGAUGGGGCGCUGAAUACAGGCGGCAGACGGUAACAAGCACUCCCUGUUGGAUCGAGCUUCACCUGAACGGGCCUUUACAGUGGCUGGACAAAGUAUUGACUCAGAUGGGCUCUCCCUCAGUGCGCUGCUCCAGCAUGUCGUAACGCUCCUCGUCUCCACUAGCGCGCUUGUCCAGGCAACAGACUUAAAUAUUAACAGCUCGUCUGUCGUAGUAACUCGUGUGUGGUCUCCAUGAACUGUUUCCUAUCCAAAAAGUUCAGAGAGAGAGAGAGAGAGAGAGAGAGAGAGACAGAAAAGCACUUGAGGGUCUCAUCAGUUUCUAAGCACCUUGUGGGUUUUGUUUCCUAUACUCUGAUGCUCUAGAUGAAAAGUUAGUGUAUAGAAACGCCUUCUGCCGAAGGAGGGAGGGACAUAUUAAAUACUUUAAUGGUGUUUUUUAUUGGGUAUAUAUAAAUUGAGUGUCCUAAAGGUUUACCAAUAACAUGAGUGGUUCAGUUAAUGUAUCAUGGGACCCCCCCCCCCCAAUUUUGACACCAUUCUGCUGUCCUGAGUUUAAAUUCCCAUUGAUAGAUGUGCGGAGCUCCUUGACUUAGGCAGCCAUCUCGUAAAAAAGCCCAAGUUCUUGCUUCUCUAUAUUUUUUUAUAUUUUUAUAUAUAAAUAUAUAUGCAGGCUUUCCGCUGCCCUAUAACAGACUUUAUGCAGAAAAUCUCCUCUCCCCCCCCCCUUUUCCAAGUGUACUAGCUGUCACCUUAAAAACCCCUCUUUGGAGCGGGAGCGAUUCUUGGGUUCCAUCUCUUGAAAUCUUGCAUGUUGAGUAUGCUUAGUGGGCCUGAAAUAGGCAGUGCCACGUUCAACCUUUCACUCCUUGCCCCCACGCCCACCUCCCCCGGGCCAAACCAUGCUUUAAAAAAUAGAUCCUUCCAUUGCCCACCUAAAGUAGUGGCAUCUGUUGCCGGCGAUGGGUGCUGCCGGCCCUGAGGUCCAGCUUGCACCUUAGUUCAAAAAUAUGGCAGGCGGUCGUUCCUGGGAGAUGCACCAACAGGCCACUGUGUGUGGUCUUCUGACUUCUGACUAGGGUUAAGAGGUCACAAGGAGGAUUAUUCUUCCCUGCCUUCUCCUCCCUCCUGCCCCGUUAGCCAUGGUUAAUUACCAUGGAAUCAACAUUAAUAUUCUAAUGGUUUUUCACCUUGACCAUGGCUAACAAAUGCUACUGGGGUCAUGCUUAGCUGGGAUCCAGGAGGGAGCGGAGGGGUUCAGACCUGGGUGGAAGCGAGGAAUCUCUUAACUGCCGGCAUCAGCCCUUUGCCUGGAGUGUUGCAAUCUCUUAAAUUCUAGAUCUGCAGCGCAUGCGCACAUGCAGCUGUUGCAAAAUAAGUUUUUUUGACAGAAUAAUCCACAUUUUUCUCCCAAGAAAGACUUGUUCACCACCUUCAGAUUGGUGAGUGUGUACUUUCAAAGCAGCACCCUUAUUUUUCAGUAGUGACAAGCGAGCAGCUGUAAGAUGUUGCUGGUCCUUUUGUAUCUCGAAACCCUUUAUGCGAACUUUCCCUUAUCCAGACAGCAGAGAUGAGUAUGUGAAAUGCAGGAGUUGAACUCUAUCCCUUUGCACUCGGCAGGGGUUUGUUUGUUUGUUUGUUUGUUUAAAAGGUUGCCAGGAUGCAACCCAGAGUCUCAUCUCCGUUGCUCUUAAAUCCAUUGCUAAAAUGCCGGAGAAACAAACUCCAGUUCCUCUCCCUCCUAAGGUGUAGUGGGACUCCAGAUACGCAGAUUGAAAGGAACGGUUGAGAGCAGCCGCACCAUCAAUUAUCUCCUGCUUCACUGGUAGAUUUUUAAAGAUAAAAGUCUAAAUCAGAUUUAAUCUGGCUGCCCUACCAGUUUUUCCCUCUCUCCCACACAGUGAAAUGUAACUUCCACAAGGGUUUGAACAUAAAACUUAACAUUUCUUUGAAGGUUUACCAGGCUGGUCCGAACAAAAUUGUAUGGCUUUGCUUAAUGAGCAUCCAUUGCAGAAGGAGUGGAUCUUGCCGAAGUCACUGCUUCUGCAGACUCCCUAGGCUGGGUGUUGCGACCAGCCAUAAAAAGAGAAGAUUCCCUAGUACAUGUUAUUGAGAACCCUUGGACACUACAUCUGAACCUUGCUUUAAGAAAUAUUUUGAAUUAUAUUCUACAGAUAAGUCUGGGUUGGGUAAGGGUUGGGAAACUGUAUAGGAGGGUUAUUCUGACUUGAAAAGUAUACAUCUUACUAACAAUCUUGUGAUCUAGCCGUCUGUCAUUCUCAUGUUGUUGUGGCAGUAGCAGGAUUGCCUUUUUUUGUCUGUUUUCUUUCCUCCCCCCCCACGCCCCACCCCAAAUCGUUUAUUUGCACUAGUAUUGUACUUUGUAAGUACACCUAGUGACAACUUCAGCUUUGAGAACAAACGUGGCCAGUGUUAAGCUUUGCAAUCAGCUGACUGAACGGAAGAUAAAUGAUGGAUUUUUUUAUGCCUUAAGAGAUAGGGCAUAGGAGCAAUACCAAAUAUCGAGCCUGAGGGUGGGCAAUCAAAGUGGGUCAGACAAUUUUAAAAGAAUUGGCGAAGCCAUUACCAAUUUGUGUAGUUUUACCAGUAGCCUAAUGUAUUGGUAGAACUUGUGAACCUAAGAAAUAAGCUUUCAUGCGUGUUGCAUUUGCCUAAUAUGUGAAUACACUAAUAAAAAAAGUUUAAUUCUCA
Molecule: messenger RNA, 4525 nt
Organism: Podarcis muralis (Common wall lizard)
Lineage: Eukaryota; Metazoa; Chordata; Lepidosauria; Squamata; Lacertidae
Gene: SMAD2
Product: SMAD family member 2
Biological process (GO): positive regulation of transcription by RNA polymerase II; anatomical structure morphogenesis; SMAD protein signal transduction
Cellular component (GO): heteromeric SMAD protein complex
Molecular function (GO): RNA polymerase II cis-regulatory region sequence-specific DNA binding; DNA-binding transcription factor activity, RNA polymerase II-specific; I-SMAD binding
Source: RefSeq, a predicted model, not a curated record